CUUCUCACUUCCCUCUGUGCCUUUGCUCUGACUGGCAGUUUUCCCCAGCUCCUUGCUUAGGCCGAUCCUUCCAUGUUGUCUUCAAGUCCUGCUUCCUGCACAUCUCCCAACCCGGAUGGGGAGAACACAAGUAAGAUGGUCCAUUGGGCUUCUGAGAGGAAGAGGAGGACAUCAUCAACGGACUCAGAGUCAAAGUCCCACUCAGACCCCUCCAAGGUGUCCAGGUCCCGGAGAUCCAGCCGGCUGACAGUGAAGUAUGACCUGGGGCAGCUCCAGCGCUGGCUGGAGAUGGAGCAGUGGGUGGAUGCUCAGAUUCAGGAGCUUUUCCAGGAUCAACAAGACCCUUCUGAGCCUGAGAUUGACCUGGAGGCUCUCAUGGAACUAUCCACAGAGGAGCAGAAGUCUCAGUUGGAGGUCAUUCUUGGAAACUGCCCCCGCCCCACAGAGCCCUUUAUCUCUGAGCUGCUCAAUCAACUCAAGAAACUCCGGAGACUCAGUCGGCCUCAGAAAUAAGCCUGGAGAGAAUAUCUUCAGCAGUCUCAGCAUGCCAAACCUGCCCUGAACCUCUGGAUCCUGGCUGACAGGGUAACAGUUCUUUGGGACACAGACAAGGAUCGUGGAGGACAAUAAGAGACAUUUGUACACCCCUAGUAUACAUGCAGUCACAGCUAGUUUCUGUCAGCGGGGCUCCCUGGGAGCCAGAAAUGGCUGUUGCCUAAGGCCUUCCUUGCAGCCAAGUGGAUAAUACCUUUAGGAGCCCCAGCU
This is a messenger RNA of Galeopterus variegatus (Sunda flying lemur), 765 nucleotides long. RefSeq names its product protein phosphatase 1, regulatory (inhibitor) subunit 14D (gene PPP1R14D). The record is from RefSeq and is a predicted model, not a curated record. Lineage: Eukaryota; Metazoa; Chordata; Mammalia; Dermoptera; Cynocephalidae. The transcript has 4 exons. Gene Ontology annotation, biological process: regulation of phosphorylation. Gene Ontology annotation, cellular component: cytoplasm. Gene Ontology annotation, molecular function: protein serine/threonine phosphatase inhibitor activity. Bases 73 to 513 code for a protein of 146 amino acids.